AUGGUUGCUAAAGAUACAAGCGGUGUAAACAUUCUGGGUAGUUGGUCAACGACUGAUUCAUCAGUUCAAGUUAUUCCUUGCAACGGUACAUUUUCAAAUGGUAUUACUCAAACAUCAUCAACCAAUAAAUCUCAAAUUCAAGCAACUUGGUCUUCUCCAUCCAAUGUACCUCAAGGAAAUAUUGUUAUUGAUGAUGACACUAUUCACGUACAACGUUUUGUCAAUCUCGAUGGUUAUUCACCUCCAGUUUUAGUUACUGCUGCUUCAAAUUAUGGUGGAAUAUUUCAAGUAAGCCGAGUAGCUCAGAACAAUGGCGUCAUCUAUUGUGAAUUUACUCUGUCUAAUUUCACUAAUACUUUGGAUCGACGAACAAAACGGAGCAUUUCUUUACUUUCACAAAAUAAACAAUACCAAAUUCUCACGGCCAUAGGAAAUUUAGAUAGUUCAAACUCAUUAAUACAACAUUUCACGGCAAACGUUCUAACUCAAAUGAUUCAACUUAAUCAAUCAGAAACAAUAAUGACGAAUAACACUCAAGGAUCAACCAACAAUAAAACAAUUCUUUUGCGAGCUCAUGGUAUUAUUAUGCUAUUUCUUUGGAUGUUAUUUGUUCCAGCAGGUAUUCUUCUAGCUCGAUAUUUUAGACAAUCUUGGUCCAAGUUAAAACUUUGCGCUAUACCUGUAUGGUAUAUUAUGCAUCAAAUAGUUAUGAAUUUUGCUGUAGUAAUGACAUUGGUUUCAUUCGUACUCAUUCUCAUUUAUAAACGAGGUGUAUGGACUUCUCAAAGCCUAUCACGUGAAUUUGCUCAUUCAAUUAUGGGUUUGAUUGUUGUUUCGACCGCUACUCUCCAAUCCAUAAUGACCAUAUUUCGAUGCCGUCCUGAUCAUCCACGGCGAUUUAUUUUCAACUAUGUGCAUCGCAUUGUUGGAAUUAGUACAUUGAUUCUCUCAAGUGCAACUAUUCUUCUUGCUACUCUCUUAUCUAGAUAUGAUUCUGUAAAGAUGAAGCCAUGGCGAAUUCUUGUAGUAUGGUGGUCGAUGGAAUUUGUUAUAUGGAUAGGUAUCGAAUGUCUCGAAAUUUUCUACCGCAAGUAUUGGUCACGCUUUGAUACAAUAAAUCUAGUUCAGCCAAUGCAAACAAAUUCUCUUCAUGAUGGUGGUCAGCUUAUGCCCAUCAAUGCCCGACCGUCGUCAGGAAAUAUAUUUAAGGAGCGAUUCAAAACAUUUCUCUUUAUUCUUCACAUUCUGGUAGCAUGUGGCCUUUCAAUUGUGCUCACUGUCUAUACUUCACAGAUUUCUUAA
This is a messenger RNA of Rotaria sp. Silwood2, 1302 nucleotides long. The record is from the annotation of a GenBank genome assembly. NCBI's taxonomy places the organism in Eukaryota, Metazoa, Rotifera, Eurotatoria, Philodinida, Philodinidae.